CCUUUCGGAAAGCUCAGUUGUAGAUGGACGCUUCGUUGGAGCUGUUGUGUCUCAGAUUGUUCAGGAGCACCACUUCCCACCUGGUUUAACUCAAUACCAAACGAUUGUUAUUCCCGCGCUUCCAGUCAAUCAACCCAUACUCAACAAAUACUUGAUUAGAGAGGGAAAAUACCUGUGAUCCGGAAUGUCUGCUACUCCUCCUACGCCGCCUGCUCCCACAGCUCCAGCUUCCACCGGAAUGGGUCUUCACUCCAGGGCGUACAAUGGACUUAUCAACGCCUGUGACAAGUAUGUGCCCGCCAAGAUGCGACCCUUGUGGAUGCAUCCUGCAGGCCCCAAGACCAUAUUCUUCUGGGGUCCAAUCGUUAAGUGGAGCCUCGUUAUCGCGGGUAUCGGUGAUUUGACGCGUCCUGCGGACACGAUCUCACCCAAUGGAUGUCUGGCCCUUGGGGCAACGAACCUGAUCUGGACGCGCUACUCCCUGGUGAUCAUACCGAAGAACUAUAGCUUGUUCGCGGUGAAUCUCUUCGUGAGUCUGACGCAGCUCUUCCAACUGGGACGGUUCUACCAUUACCAGUGGGAGCAGUCGAAGCUGCAGAAGAAUGGCGGCGAGCAGUGCCCGACUAUUGAAGCUAGUUCGUAGUAGACCAAUUUGUGCAUUUUAAUCGAUUUAGUCUAAAUAAAAAAUAAAAAUUUUAAAUUUUAA
Molecule: messenger RNA, 706 nt
Organism: Drosophila teissieri
Lineage: Eukaryota; Metazoa; Arthropoda; Insecta; Diptera; Drosophilidae
Product: mitochondrial pyruvate carrier 2
Exons: 4
Coding region: 185-643 (152 amino acids)
Biological process (GO): pyruvate import into mitochondria
Cellular component (GO): mitochondrial inner membrane
Molecular function (GO): pyruvate transmembrane transporter activity
Source: RefSeq, a predicted model, not a curated record